Messenger RNA from Anthostomella pinea, 1335 nucleotides. The record is from the annotation of a GenBank genome assembly. Lineage: Eukaryota; Fungi; Ascomycota; Sordariomycetes; Xylariales; Xylariaceae.
AUGCGCUUGCUGAACGUGGAAUCGCGCCAACUUGAGGAAUACUCCGAAAGCAGUUUCCCCCCGGCCAACUACGCUAUCCUAUCGCACACAUGGGGCGAAGAUGAAGUCACAUACCAGGAUCUUCAGACCCCCGAAAAAGGCAAGUCGAAGGCGGGAUAUGCCAAGAUCGAAGGCGCCUGCCGACAAGCAGCCCGGGAUGGAUGGAGGUAUGUCUGGGUCGACACAUGCUGCAUCGACAAGUCCAGCAGCGCCGAGUUGUCAGAAGCUAUCAACUCCAUGUUUAGGUGGUACAAUAAGGCCCGGGUGUGCUAUGUAUACCUAUCGGAUGUUUCGCGCUCGGACGAUAGUACUGCUGUCGAGCGGUCUCUCCGCGAUAGCAGGUGGUUUACCAGAGGCUGGACUCUUCAAGAGCUGUUGGCUCCGCAUGAAUUGCGUUUCUUUGAAUCUGUCUGGGAAGGACUGGAAUCCCCGGGUUCUAGUUGGCACCCUCUGAUCAUGAGUAUCACUGGAAUCGACGUAUACCAUUGGGAUAAAGAGCCCCUGCUAGUGAAACUGUCCUGGGCUGCCAAACGACAGACGACGAGACAAGAAGACAUGGCGUAUUGCCUCCUAGGACUCCUGGGUGUCAACAUGCCCUUGUUAUAUGGCGAAGGAGAGGCGGCCUUUCCUCGCUUGUUAGAGGAGGUGAUCAAGAAGUCUACUUCUCACGCCGUGCUUGCUGCAGGCUACGGUCUGACGUUGACUGCACUGCAGGAGUCUCGCAUCGAUGGCUCGGUGCUGCCCACUGCGCCAGAUGCUUAUGCAGGAUGCUCGGCAGGUUUCCGUGAGGUCCAGGUCCCUGGCAGGACAACAUCUGCGCACUUCUCUAUGACCAAUGCCGGUUUGCUCAUUGAGUUGCCCUUGGUGCAGAUAGACCCAGACACGCGGACCGUACUGGCACUGAUUAAUUGCCAAGAUAGAUCGCACGAGGGCUACCAAAUUGCGAUCCCACUGUCCCACAAAGAAGGCGACAAGUAUGGUCAGUUCUACGAACGAGCUGUCGGUAGCCAACCCUUUCGAGUCCCUCCCAAUUUCAGUGACCAUGCUCAAAGGACGAAUAUCUUCAUCAGCAACCGCACGACUGUACCGGCUUGGGGCAGGCAGUUGCGCACCGAGAACUACUUCGAAAACAUGGUCUACUUUGGAGCACUUCUGAACGCGGGGAUGGGCGUUCCCGUCAAGAUACAGCGCGGCUCUUCCAGGGAAGAUGGGAAGAAGCGAGUACUGGAAAUUCAAAAGAUGGGCGCGCCUCGAAAAAGGUUGACGAUUCACGCGACUGGUGGUGCCGAAAGGUAA